Molecule: messenger RNA, 632 nt
Organism: Saccostrea echinata
Lineage: Eukaryota; Metazoa; Mollusca; Bivalvia; Ostreida; Ostreidae
Exons: 3
Coding region: 204-521 (105 amino acids)
Cellular component (GO): extracellular region
Molecular function (GO): ion channel inhibitor activity
Source: RefSeq, a predicted model, not a curated record
AGCAAAUGACAGAGCUCGAAUUUAAGUGUUUCAAUUGCCUUUGUCUUUACAAUCUAAAUUGGUUGGUUUAAUAAGCUUAUUUUUUCCAGGCAGACCUUGGUGAAUAAAUGGUAUUAAUUCAAUUUUGUAAGAUAUAUAUCUUCCUUCUACAGCAUAAGAAUUUCAGGAUUGCUACUGACUACAAGCUCUAAAACAGUGUUGUUAUGUUGUGCAGUUCUAUGAGAAUGACUUUUUACUUCGGUGUGGCAUGGAUUCUUCUUAUUUCACUAAGUCUGGGAACUGGCAUGUAUUAUGCAGAUUAUGACGAUGAUUAUUAUAAUGAACACAGAGCACUAGAUCUAUUCAAAACAAUGCAAAGGCGAAAUUAUUACCAACUGCGACAACCCACGUGCAAUGGAUGGAAUAACCACUGUUUACCUUGGUCAUCCCAGGUCCAGCAUAGUUGCUGUAGCGGACUUUCUUGCAAGUGUAAUCUGUGGGGACAGAACUGCAGGUGCACGACGAAGCUGUGGGGUCGAUGACCGACUAAGCCUUGGCACAUAAUCAUGUUAGACAAAUAUGCUUAUGAUAUUACGGUUUAAAUGGAUUUCGUUUCAGAAUUCUUCAUGCUCAAGAAUAAAUAUUAUAACCAA